GCAACUAGUUGGAGAAACCUCUUUUUUUCCCAAGCCAUAGAAAACCAUGCCUGCUUACUGCUUCUCAUAUAACCUGAUGCUCAAUAGCUUGGACGAGAGAGUGAAAGAAGAGAGAGUGAAAGCCUAAACUUCGGACCAAUAGCAGAAGAAGCCUUGUUAUACUAAUAGCAGAGCAGAAAUGGUUUUUAAAGAAACGAUGCACAGAAGCAAAGACUUCUACAAGAAAACUUUUUAUAACCUCGAGAGCUUCUUCUGUGGAGGAUACAAAAAACUACCCAAAACCCUUUCCUUGAAUCCUUGCUUUUGUGGGAGAGACCUGAAAUAUCACCCAACAGAUGAGUUUUACACUGAUUAUUAUGAUGAGUGGGAGCCUACUAUAGAUGAGGUGAAGAAGAGAGAUAGUACAUCAAAAGAAACAAUCAAGGAUGGAGAUCCAUGUACUGAAAGCUUCAUCAUGUUCCCAAAGCAAAGUCCUAAGAUAAACAAACAAGAAGGGGGGUUGUUAAGAGACAAGAAGUCUAGUGGAAGGUCUCGUGAUCUUGGAAAAGGAAAAGAUCAGUUACCAUUCCAAAACAUGAAUGGAAAUAAAGGGAGCAAUGUUCUAGCAAAGAGGAUGAAGGAAUUCGAAAUGGUGGAUACAGGUGAUGUGGAGCAGGUGUUGGAUGUAGAAGAGGCACUUCACUACUACUCUCGCCUCAAAAGUCCGGUGUACCUUGACAUUGUUGACAAGUUUUUCUUGGACAUGUACUCAGAUUUCUCAGUCCCACCAGCACCAUCGAUCAGUAUCAACAAUUCAAGGCAGAGAUUUGGCUCCAUUAGGUUGUAGUUGCUGUGCUAGUAAGAUUUUACUUGUGCAUAUAAAAUUUGUUGAUCUUUCCAGUACUUAGUUUCACUUGUGUGUUUGUUACUGCCUGGGUUGAUUUUGGUUUUCAUGCUUGAAAUAUUUUCCUCUUUUUCGACUAAACAAAUUUGUUCUUGUUACACUAUCAAACAAUGCAGUAUCAUUACCUUUUAUGGUGAAAAUACUUAAUUGGAAGCAGUAACAGCACAUAU
Messenger RNA from Argentina anserina (silverweed cinquefoil), 1053 nucleotides. RefSeq lists its product as uncharacterized. The transcript has 2 exons. Bases 179 to 826 code for a protein of 215 amino acids. The record is from RefSeq and is a predicted model, not a curated record. NCBI's taxonomy places the organism in Eukaryota, Viridiplantae, Streptophyta, Magnoliopsida, Rosales, Rosaceae.